Messenger RNA from Polistes canadensis, 2352 nucleotides. RefSeq lists its product as uncharacterized. The annotation marks the transcript as partial. The transcript is spliced from 2 exons. The record is from RefSeq and is a predicted model, not a curated record. Lineage: Eukaryota; Metazoa; Arthropoda; Insecta; Hymenoptera; Vespidae.
AUGUCGUCGUGUUUCGGUGGUCAAGAAAAACAAAUAUAUCUGGUCGAAGUAUUGAUCGAUAAAUUACAAUUGACGGCGGAUAAAAUGAAGGAUAUCGGUGAACAAGGUGUUACGAUUAAAGUCAAAUUACUCGAUUUUCCAAUAUUCGAAAUCGCGCGUGAGGAUUUUGAAUCGGUGAACAUUCCUCCUAUAGGAGAAAACGGGAUUAUCAAAUUUUCCAUUGGUAGAAGUUGUUUAUUUAUUAGAAAACCGAAAGAACUUGUCGAAGAACUACGAACGACCAAUGUCGUAAUCGGUGUAUUUUGUAUCGGUGACAGUUAUCCUUUAGCAGAAACCACUGUCAAAUUAUCCGGUUGUCUAUGCGACCAAGUAGCAAUGUCAACUAAUGAUCCCGAAAAUAUGCCUAAACCAUUCUCGAUAAAUGGUGGUUUUCAUCUAUUAGAUCCAGGAGAAAAUCCAUCAGGAAUGUUGGACAUGGAAUUGAAAAUCACUUGUUUCGGGCGAUUCAUAAUAACGAAAUACGAGCUGAGGCCGAAUUUCGUGAUUUUCAAAAAACAAGGGGACAUGAGAGAAUUUUGCGUAGAACGUAACAUACCGCCUCACGUUCGUGAAAAUUUGAUCAAAGCGGAUUAUCCAUUACCGGAAACCGUACGCGAAAAAUUAAUCCCCAGUUCCGAGAUCAAAGUUCCUGAUCAGCAAAAGAAAGAAAAAAAGGGAAGUGGAGGAUAUGAAUAUGAAUUAGCAGGUUGCGUGUGUUCCGGUUCACCGAGUCUUUACAAGAAACCAGAAGAAUCAGCUAAGCAAAAUUCUUCUUGUAAAUCUGGUUCAAUUAAUUUCAAAUUAGCAAAGCCUGGUUGUACUUGCGCAGGAAAAGAUUCAUCGGCUGUUUGGAAUAAAGGUGGUCGAGGGUGUAACAAAAAACCAUGUACAGGAAUCGAUUGUCUGUUACGUGCGUUCAAAGAAGCACAAGAAUUUGUUGAUUCUUUGGGUAAAGUACCUGGUCUCGAAGGAUUAGGUUUGAUGGAUCCUUCGGAAAGUCCUUUCUUUGGCAGAGAUAUUAGUAAGGAUUACGAGACAGAUGAAACACAAUUAGAAAGGAGAGCAAGGAUUAUUUCAUCGCAAAUUCCAUCACCGAAUCCUCAAUGCACAGCACCUUGCAAUCCACGUUUUGGAACAGAUAAAUUUGAUACUAGGACCGAUAAUAUUUCUAUACUUCCUACAACUUUGGCUUACACUACACCAACCCCAUUAACGAUAGCCGUACCAGGUCGUACAGGAGUCGUACGAGAAGCUGUACCAACGCUACCUGAUAAUGGUUCUACUAUAAUUUAUAGUAAACCAAAAAAGAAAGAAGAGAAAAGGGAGGAUAAGAUCGACAAAUCUAAAGAAAUCGAUCCUACACCACCUGCACCUUUGGAAAUUGAUUUAGGUCCUUGCGGUGAACCUAAAUGUAAAUCGAGACUUAAAAAGAAUACGAGUACAGUGGAAUCAAUCGAGAAUACUGAACAUUCUAAUAAAAGAUCAACGACCCAGAUAAAAUCUGUCAAUGCUACUAGUGUUACAACCCAUUUGACAAGUAGUAAAGCAAGUGAAAAGGGAAAACAUCAUAAACUGAAAGCCAACUCUGUAGGACCAUCUGGUGAUAGGAAUAUUAAAACACCAAUAAAAGUUAGCAAACGUGUUAUGCGUUAUGUGUAUUCCAUCGGUGACGUUUAUCCUGGUGUCCAUUAUGGUCACAAAAAUUGUAUCGAUAUUCGCAUGAGAGUACCAGCCAAUAUGGGUUGGCUAUGGAACACCAGCAGUACUCUUUACAAUUUAAAACCACGAAUUGGUUGGAAACCUGGUGCCAUAGGAAAAUAUUUGAGCGAAUUGCUUAGAGAAGCUAAAGCUGGAUCUGUUGUUGGUGAAAGUAGACCCAGAUCUGUACCGUCUCGUACCAGAAAAACUAAAGCUUUCAGAAGUAUGAGCUUCACGUCGGUGAAAAAAUUACAAGCAAAGAAAGAAAACGAAGAAGAAGUGGAACUACCACCAACAUUGCACAUUCAUAGAAAAGAUGGGACAUAUUACGUUACAAUGUAUCCAAUAAAACAAGAAACAAUGGACGUACCGAAACUAGAAGAACCGAUGAAACCCCUGCAAUUUAAAAUUGUUAAAAACAAAGACGACGAAUCGGUUGCAUCGAGCUCGACCGCGUCAGACAUGGAAAUUGAAUUUUCACCUCCUGCGGCUGUUAACAGAUAUCGAAAAAAGCCUGAUGUUGUUCACGUAGAAACUCAAGUAAAACAACAAGAGAUACUCGAUUCAUUCAAAAUCACGGAUACUUCGAAAAAAGAUAAGAAAAAUAAAAAGGAA